Styela clava is the source of this 7978-nucleotide messenger RNA. NCBI's taxonomy places the organism in Eukaryota, Metazoa, Chordata, Ascidiacea, Stolidobranchia, Styelidae. The record is from RefSeq and is a predicted model, not a curated record.
AGAGAAAAUGCUUCUCUGACUCUCAUAAUUGUCAUCAAUUCCUCACCUGACAGUGACGGUGAGGACAGUGAGAGAAUUUCAAACUCAUUUUGGAAAUAAAAAAUUGAAAUGACGUCUGUCGAACUUUAUACUCAGAGAGCAAGGGUAUGGAUACCCCACCCGGAGACAGUGUGGAGAUCGGCCACAGUUUUGUCGGAUUAUAAAGAAGGCGACAAAGUAUUGAAGAUAAGAACCGAUGACGUUGAGGAGAAUCUAGACUCUGAUGGCGAAUUGGGUGAUGAACAAGAUUACAUUCUCAAGGAGGGGAAACUCCCCCCGUUAUGCAAUCCUGACGUUCUGAUUGGCGAAAACGAUCUGACGUCUCUUAGCUAUCUCCAUGAACCUGCGGUUUUGCACAACCUACAGAUCAGAUUCGUUGAGAGAAACCAGAUUUAUACUUACUGUGGAAUUGUUCUUGUUGCAAUCAAUCCAUAUGAAGAACUCUCAAUUUAUUCCAACGAUUUCAUCCAUCUUUACUCUGGACAUAACAUGGGUGAAAUGGAUCCUCAUAUAUUUGCUAUCGCUGAAGAGGCUUUCAAACAAAUGACUAGAAUGAAUAAGAACCAGUCAAUCAUUGUUACUGGAGAAUCAGGAGCAGGAAAAACAGUUUCCGCGAAAUAUACGAUGAGAUAUUUUGCGACUGUCGGUGGAUCGAGCCUCGAAUCUCAAGUGGAAAAAAAAGUGCUUGCUUCGAAUCCUAUCAUGGAGGCAAUUGGAAAUGCAAAGACAACUCGUAACGAUAACAGCAGUAGAUUCGGGAAAUACAUUCAAAUCAGCUUCAACAAGAACUUUCAUAUUAUUGGAGCUCACAUGAGAACUUAUUUGCUGGAGAAAUCAAGGGUUGUCUCACAGCAUAAUGCUCCUGAUGAAAGGAAUUACCAUAUUUUCUAUCAACUUUGUGCUUGUGCUGAUCUUCCACAAUUCAAACCACUGAAAUUGAUGUCUGCCGAACAUUUUGAAUAUACCAGAGUGGGAAACUGUACGACCAUAGACAAUGUUGAUGAUCAGAAAGAAUUUCAAGAAACUGUGCAUGCUCUUACGUUACUUGGAGUCAGUACCAAGUACCAGUCGUUAAUGUUCCGUAUAAUAUCAGCAAUUCUUCAUAUGGGAAAUAUUGAAAUUAUGGAAGAUGAGAGAACGGAUUCUUGCCAUAUAUCAGUAGAGGACCCCCAUCUUGUAACAAUGUGUGGUUUACUCGGCAUCGAAGCCCAACAAAUGUCGAAAUGGUUUUGCAACAGAAAAAUCACAACAAUGGCUGAAGUUUUGAUCAAACCACUCACAUGUGAUCAGGCGUUGGCUUCCAGAGAUGCUCUUGCCAAACAUAUUUAUGCAAAACUAUUUGAAUGGAUUGUCGACAAAAUCAAUAACGCUUUGAUCACCCAGGAAAAACCACAUUCAUUCGUUGGAGUAUUGGACAUCUAUGGAUUCGAAACAUUUGAGAUCAACAGUUUUGAGCAGUUUUGCAUCAAUUAUGCAAAUGAGAAGCUGCAACAACAAUUUUGCCAGCAUGUUUUCAAACUGGAGCAAGAAGAAUACGUUCGUGAAAAAAUUGAAUGGAAGUUCAUUGAUUUUACUGACAACCAGCCUUGCAUUGAUUUGAUUGAAAAGAAACUUGGAAUCCUGGAUCUGCUGGACGAUGAAUGUCGGAUGCCAAAAGGGAGCGACAUAUCAUGGGUUCAGAAACUCUACGACAAACAUUUGAAAACUUCGAAUCAUUUUGAGAAACCAAGAACUUCAACAACUGCUUUUGUUAUUGUGCAUUUUGCGGACAACGUCAGGUAUGAAGUUGAAGGUUUUCUAGAGAAAAACAGAGAUACAGUACAUGAAGAACAGUUAAAUAUUCUCAAAGCAAGUCAGAAGUAUGAACUAGUUGCUGAGUUAUUCAUAGAGAAGGAAGAGUCCUCACAUGAAGUCAAAGCAGGGGUUGGGAAACACGGUGUGAAAAUGGUCAAACAAACAUCCCUGGGAGGAAAGCCUAAAGGCAGAGGUGGAAAGGAAAUGAGGAAAACUGUUGGGAACCAAUUCCAAUCCUCACUUGUAAAACUCAUGACAAUUCUCAACUCAACGACUCCACAUUAUGUCAGAUGUAUCAAACCUAAUGAUUACAAGCAAUCUUUCACGUUUGAGCCUAAACGAGCUGUCCAACAACUUCGAGCUUGUGGGGUGCUGGAGACGAUCAGAAUCAGUGCAGCUGGAUAUCCAUCACGAUGGUCCUACACUGAGUUCCAUGACAGAUAUCGUGUCUUGAUGAGAUCAAAAGAAAUAGUUCGUGGCAAACCAAGAGUGACUUGUGAAAACGUACUUGCCAGAUUGAUACCUGAACCUGACAAAUAUCAGCCAGGAAAAACAAAGAUUUUCUUCAGAGCUGGACAGGUUGCUUAUCUUGAAAAACUCCGUGCUGAUAAAUUACGAGCAUGUGCUAUCAUGGUUCAAAAACAUAUCCGUGGGUGGUUGUGCAAGAAGCAAUAUCUUAAAAAGAGAAAUGCAGCGAUGAUUUUGCAACGAUAUGCGAGAGGAAUGAAAGCAAGAAGGCAUGCAAAUUUUCUUCGUCGCACCAAAGCAGCAAUUCAAAUCCAACGUACAUGGCGUGGAUACGUAUCGCGAUCAAAAUAUACAAGAACAUGGAAGGCGAUCGUCAAAAUUCAAUCUUUCAUUCGUGGAUUGUUGGCUCGAAUUUUAUAUCGAAAGAUGCUCAGAAAUGCAAAGGCUACUAUUCUACAGGCUCACAUCAGAGGAUGGCUGGUACGAAUCCGUUACAACAAACAAUUGAAAGCCAUUGUUUACUUGCAAUGCUGUGUCAGAAGAAUGUACGCUAAACGUGAACUCAAAGCACUCAAGAUUGAAGCUCGAUCCAUUGGUCAUUUCAAGAAACUCAACCAAGGAAUGGAAAAUAAAAUUGUUGAAUUACAAAGAAAACUUGAUACUGCAAACAAAGAAACAAAGAGUCUUCUUACAAAAGCUGUGGAAGCUGAUAAUCUCCGACAGAAAGUUCAAAAAUUGGAGAAAGUGGAACAGGAUGCAAAACAAACACAGGAGCAUGCAAGAAGUCUGGAAGAAGAAAUUGAACAUCUCAGAAAAUUACUGGAAGAAUCUCAAGCCGAGACAAAGAUUGUUAAAGAUGAAUUAGAAAAGGAAAAAAAUGAUAAAGAUGAGGCUGUUGCUGAACUUACAAAUGAAAAAGAACAUUUGGUUGAAAGUUUGGCAGAAUUGAAGGAUGAGAUGGAAGCUUUGAAAGUGGAGUCUCAAAAACAACUCGAAGAAUCAGUUUUAUCGGCGAAAACAUCAGUCGAAGAAGAAUUGGAAAAAGAACGUUCGUCUCAUCAAGCAAGGAUCAAAGAAUACAACAGAUUGGAACAACGCUAUGAUAAUUUGAAGGACGAAUUGGAACUAACAAGAAGCCAGGCUGCAGCAGCAGCAGAAGCAACAUCUGGCGACCCUGGAUCAAAUGCUUCAUCAGCCCCACCCUCUCCUCCCGAGUCCGCUUAUAAUUCUAUCAAUACCAAUGCUUCAGAUGUUAUGGAGGUUCAGAAUUUACAAAACGGAUCUGGCUCUCACGAGAGCGUUAAUCUGCUCGGAAGAAUGCAAAAGAAAGUGAAAGAACUAGAAUUUGAAAAGAGAGAAUUACAACAGAAAGUUCUGGAGAAAAUGCAGGAGCAUGCAGAGGAAGAGGAGAAUAGAAAGAUAGAAAUGGAGGAACGAGAAAGUGAGAGUGAGAGAGAGAGAACUGUUGCAUUUGCUGAUGGAUUCAAGUUGGAAGAAGUUGAGAAAGACAACGAAAAAAUGAAACAAGAGUUGACAAACCUUCGAAAAUCUGUCGCUGACUCAGCAAGUUCUGCGAUGACUAAGGAUAGUUCAGCAUUCAAGGAAAUGUACAAUCAAAUGCUGGCAAUGCAAGAAGAGUUGGAAGUUCGGAGGUCAGAGGUCAUCCAAUUGAAAUCUGGGUUGGCUUCAAUGAAAGACAGUUUGCAAAAAUAUAAAAAAGAAAAUGUGGCGAAAAUAACAAAGAGCACAAUGACCAGUGCAGAUCUCCUCGGAUCAAGGAACAGGAUGGAAGACAUUAAUGUUGAGAAAUUGGACAAGAAUGAUUUGAAAACUGUUCUUGCUAAAGUCUAUGAUCAUAAUAGAAUGUUGGAAGCUGAACUCGAAGCGGAGCGUAAGAACCACGAUAUUGAGAUUGAAGAAUUGCACCAGAGAUUUAAUCUUCUGCAAACUGAUUCUAAUAGAGAAUAUUUAAGGAAUGGCGAUAGUUUUGACGGCAAUAUUCAGUUGGAACUCCAACGAUUAUCUACAGAGAACUUCGAAUUAGAAGCUCAAGUUGAAAGUUUAGAAAAACAGAAUCGAAAGUUGAAACGACAACUCAAACUUUAUAACAAGAAGUUGAAUACAAUGGAAUCGGAAAUGGGAGGAACUGGUAUCAAGCCUUCUGAAAGCAACAUGAGUUUGGGAGUUCAAAAUGUGAAAGUCAAUGGAGAUUCAGACACUCAUUCUAUCGCUGGAAAUCCAGCCGUGAAACACAAGGAUGCAGAAAUAUCGGGAAUGCUUAAAUAUAAGAAAGGAGAAGAUUCAAAAGCAGUCAAGGCUAUUAUUCUGGAUUUGAAGCCACGCAGUGUCGCAGUCAGUCUUCUUCCCGGCCUGCCUGCACAUCUGUUGUUCAUGUUACUGAGAUUUGCAGAUCAUAGAAACGAUGACUCAAUGAUCAAGUCAUUACUCUCUCAUAUUAUAAAUGGAAUCAAGAAAGUAGAGAAGCAACAUGAAGGGGAAUUUGAAUACAUUUCAUUCUGGCUGGCAAACACUUGCAGAUUCCUUCAUAAUAUGAAACAAUACAGUGGAGAUAAGGAAUUUUUGAAGGACAGUACUCCUGCUCAACAAGGACAUUGCUUGAGGAACUUUGACCUAUCAGAAUAUCGACAAGUUAUCAGUGAUAUGGCCAUAUCUCUUUAUCAGAAGUUGGUGCUGCUUAUCAUGCAUGAGAUAAAACCUAUGAUUGUUCCAGCAAUGUUGGAGCACGAUACAAUCCAAGGAUUGUCUUCCUCUGUCAAACCUUCUGGAAUGAGAGGUCGGAGUUCAAGCAGAAGCACUGAACCGGAAAAUAUUUUUACUGUUGAAUCUAUAAUCAAACAGUUAACAGCCUACCAUAUCACCAUGAACCAACAUAGAAUGGACCAGGUGCUGGUACAACAAGUUUUCAAACAGGUGAUGUACGGUAUCACAGCUCACACCAUCAACAACCAACUUCUAAGAAAGGAACUCUGCAAUUGGUCUAAAGCAAUGCAAAUAAGAUACAAUGUCUCUCAAUUAGAAGACUGGAUACGAAAGAGUGGUUUGAACGAGGCUGGAUUGAGAGACAUGUUGGAACCCCUUGUGCAGGCUUCACAGUUAUUACAAGUCAAAAAACAAUCUGAACAAGAUGCGUUGGAGAUUUGUGAGAUGUGUUCAAGGCUAACUCCUGCUCAGAUCGUAAAAUUGUUAAAUAUGAUUACACCUACCAAUGACUAUGAAGAAAGAGUUCCAGUCAAAUUUAUAAAGACAGUACAAGGCAAACUCAAGCAACAACGUCCUGAUAUGUUCGGAGGACAACAGACUUUACUAAUGGAUAACGGUUUCAUGUUUGGAGUCACAUUUCCUUACGCUCCUUCCACUAUUUCAUUAGACAGAAUCACAAUUCCUGAGUCUCUCAAUUUAGGUUACUUAAAGCUGGUUUAAAAAGUGACCGAAAAAUUUUGGAAUUUGUGUUUCGUAAUUUAUUGAAAAAUAUAGUUUUGGAACUGUUGUGGAGAGAGUGAUAUAAAUCUUGAUGUUGAAAAAUGCUCAUUUUAAACUUGUUUUGAAUUUAUGAUAACUUGCUACUCUGUCUUUCAGUACUUUUCUUGUUUUAAAUGAUGUCUUGGGACCUUACUUUGAGCAAUCUUGUAACUCUUCUAUCAAUACAGUUGAGGUUCAGGACCUCUCCUUGAGUGACCUUGAAACUCUCCUAUCAGUAGUCUUUAUACAUUUCAGGUUGAGAGUCAAGACCUUACUUUAAGCUAACUUGCAAAUUUUCCAUCAGUACUGUACUCCCAUCAAUUUUAAUUGAGGGCUGGUAACCUUACUCACUACUCUUUCCACUCGAGGUCAGAGUCGUGCUAUGAACAAUAUCUAUAUCUGCCCAAACAUAUCUUUCCUAUGAAUAAUAAAGCUAGGUUUCAAAUACUUGAAUGUGAUGUAGAUAUGCUGAGAACUAUGUCAUUUUUAGUAUGUGUUAUCAGAUAAAAAAGUGAUUUUUGUUUGUGUUGUGAGAUAGAAAACAGGUAUGAUAACCUAUUUAUUUUUCAAUUUUUUUUCUCGAUAUCUGUUAAUACUAAGCUCUUAGUUAAAGUCUUAUUGCAAUUGCUAAUCCAUUUUCUCAAAUUCUCUGUAAUAAAUUUCACUAAUUUUCUAGUAAAUUCACUAAAGUUUUUUUGCCUGAUUACAUUUUCUAUCGCAAGAAGAAAUUUAUCUUACAUGCUCUGGUUACUCAGAGUGAAAUAUCAGUUAGUUACUGCUUUUGAUUAGUAAUCUAAUCUUAUUAUUGUCGAAAUGGACUUAGUGUAUUCACGAGCCAUUCAUCAAAACAUUGCUAUCUUAAGCAAUUUAUUGAUGUAGCAAUCAAUUUUUCUUCUAAAUUGACACCAACUUCACUGAAAUUUCAUUGCCUGAUUCAUAAUUUUGUCUAACGUACUCUAGUUUCAAGCAGUAGAUUUCUGCAUUUUAGUAGUUAUUCAAUACUAUUAUUGUUGAAAAUAGACUUUGUGUAUUCAGUCCAUGAAUCAAAUAGUGAUUUGUUGGAUUGAUAUAUCAUUCUGUUGUAUGAUAGACAAUUGAACUCAACAAUGUUCUUUUUUAGAAUAUUUUCCUACUGAAUAAACACUCAUUGACCUGAUUUUCCAUUUUUUUUUCAAAAUUCCGCUGUUAAAAUGUGACUAAAAUCAUAAAAAAAAUGCACUAGCGUUAAUUUUUCUAUGAAACUAAUUUUUCUAUGUUCCUUUGCAGUGUGAUUUUUUUUGUUAGUUUCCAUGGUGAUUUUGUCAUAAAUUUGAAAAAAAAAUUUGAAGUGUUGAAAUAAUACGCUGCUGUAGUCUGUUUUAUAUUUUUCGAAUUAUUUAAUUUUUUUUCUUGUAAAAAAAGCUGGUGUUCUAUAUCCCAUAUUGCAGUAGAUACCAUGUUGCUGCUACCAGGUUUAUCCAUUGUAAGUAACCCUAAAAUAUUCUCUCAGUAUGGACCGCUGAGAAAUAGAAUGUGAUUAUUGGACAUCGUCUGACAAUUCGACAUUUGGCAAUCCAAGCGAUCUGGACGAUUUACUGUUCAGAUAUUUCCAUUCCAUUUAAUUCCCAUCCGUUAAAUUCAUAAUUUUAUCUUCAAGGAGUAUCAAACUACACCCCCGACUCUAAUAAAAACAUGCCAGACUCUGAUUCAAGUUACUUGUGUGACACUCGGGUUAAUUAUUCCCAGAUAAUUGACGAAAGCUAUGUCCGCCAUGUAAAGCAUAGGCUAUUUCUUAAUCAGCUUCGCUUUCCCUAUAAAGUCACAUUCAGUAAAUUUAUAAUUUCGUCUUCAGGAGUUCGAAACUCUGUCUCAAACUCCAAUGAAAAUAUAGGCCAACUCUGACUUUGCAGCCCUGAUUCAUAUUACUGUACUGUUGAACCCUGGUUUGCUAUUCGCUAAUUGGACGAAAGCUGUGGGCCGCCAUAUAAGGAAUAAGCCUUCUUGUCAGUUUUCCUCUCCCUAUUAAGUCACAUUCAUUAAAUUCAGAAUUUCGACCUUAAGGAGUUUGAAAUUAUGUUUCGACCCCAUGCAGAACUCCCAAUUUGCAGCCCUGAUUCAAGUUACUGCAUCUGGAACACUCGCUGGUAAGCUGAUCCCAUAACCGACCUGAUAAUUGAACUAAAGCUGUGCUCUGUCCUAUCAGCUUUUCUCCUAAAGU